Messenger RNA from Rubroshorea leprosula, 1132 nucleotides. Lineage: Eukaryota; Viridiplantae; Streptophyta; Magnoliopsida; Malvales; Dipterocarpaceae. The record is from the annotation of a GenBank genome assembly.
ACGUCUAUUUCCUGUCUCGAUGAAAAUAAGCCAAGGCCAUGGAACCGAUGAAACCCGAACCCACACAAAGAUCGUACUGACCUCACUAUCAGCCAUGGUGGCGGAGACCACCACCUUCCCCAUAGACCUAACAAAGACCAGGCUCCAACUCCACGGCGAGUCCCAUCUUCUCUCUUCCGCGUCCGAGCGCCCCACCAACGCGUUCAGAGUCGCCUCGGAAAUCAUUUCCCAGCAGGGGAUUCUGGGACUCUACAAGGGCCUCUCUCCUGCCAUUAUCAGGCACCUUUUCUACACUCCAAUUCGUAUCGUGGGUUAUGAGAAUCUAAGGAAUUUCGUCACUCCUGAUGGCUCUCUUUCUCUCUCUACUAAGGCUCUCGUUGGUGGAAUCUCUGGGGUUAUCGCUCAGUGCAGGUAGUGGCUAGCCCAGCUGAUCUUGCUAAGGUAAGGAUGCAAGCGGAUAGCUGCAUGGUAAGCAAAGGUCUGCAACCUAGAUACUCAGGGCCUUUUGAUGCUCUUAACAAGAUUGUUAGUGCAGAAGGUUUUAGAGGUCUUUGGAGAGGCGUUUUACCAAAUGUGCAGAGAGCAUUUCUUGUUAAUAUGGGAGAACUAGCCUGUUAUGAUCAUGCAAAACAUUUUGUUAUCCACAAUCAAAUAGCUGAUGAUAAUGUGUAUGCCCACACCUUGGCAUCUAUCAUGUCUGGUCUCUCUGCAACAGCCUUGAGUUGUCCUGCUGAUGUAGUGAAGACAAGAAUGAUGAAUCAAGCAUCAAGCAAAGAAGGUAAUGUUGUAUAUAAGAAUUCAUAUGACUGUAUGGUCAAGACAGUGAAAAUUGAAGGAUUAAGAGCAUUGUGGAAGGGUUUCUUUCCUACAUGGGCAAGGCUUGGUCCAUGGCAAUUCGUGUUCUGGGUCUCCUAUGAGAAAUUCCGACAAAUUGCUGGGCUCUCUUCUUUCUGAUGAAUGAUCUGGUGGAAAUUCAUCGUGCAAACUAGCGUGGUAAAUAAUUAACCACCAUUUAUGGUCCUAUACUGCAAAAUUUCAUAAUUCCAUUUUCUUCAUUGCAAGUAUAGCAGCAUUUGACGGCCUAAAGGAUUCAUAUGCCUCCUUUUUCUUGAAAUAAUUCGAUUGCCCCCUC